AUGCUGGCCAGAGGGUCCAUACGGAGGCUGCUGCUUGUCUGGGUAGGUCUGUGUGGUUAUUGCUUUCUAAGGGCCGCAGUAGGUUUCCCCAGGAGUUCCUCCCGAUGCACAUUCAUCCCAAGAAGCAUGGCCCUCUGCUAUGAUAUUGGCUAUUCUGAAAUGCGAAUCCCCAAUCUGCUGGAACAUGAAACCAUGGCUGAAGUGAUCCAGCAAUCCUCCAGCUGGCUGCCAUUGCUAGCCAGGGAAUGCCAUCCAGAUGCCCGCAUCUUCCUCUGCUCCCUCUUUGCACCAAUAUGCCUGGACAGAAUCAUCUACCCCUGCCGAAGUCUCUGUGAAAGUGUCCGGGACAGCUGCGCCCCCAUCAUGGCUUGCUAUGGAUACCCUUGGCCAGAGAUCCUCCAGUGUGAUAACUUUCCUAUAGAACACAGUUUGUGUAUCUCUACAAUCAGCGAUGAAACAACUGAGAACAGGAGAAUUCCUCGAGCCAGCUGCCAGGACUGUGAGUUGGAAGAGGCAAGGUCGCCUAAGGAGGUUCUGGAUACCUUCUGUACUAGUGAUUUUGCUGUGAAGGUCCAGAUCUCCCGGAGGAAUCAGACCUCAUCCAGCAUCUUUGACUGUGAUAUGGACUCCCGGUUGGAGGUGCUAAAGCGUGGGCCCCUGCUGCCAACAGAGGUCCAGCCCAGAUUGAAGCAGUGGCUGGAGUGGGAUGCUACCUGUGUGCACAACCUCAUGCGGGGCACUCACACAGGGGCCUACAUAAUCAGUGGAGAGGUCCGGGGCAAUAGACUGGUGGUUAACAAGGCUUAUGCCUGGAACAAGAGGAAUAGGAACCUGCAUCUUGCAGUCAAAAAGUGGAAGCACCACCGGUGCAGACAGUAA
Molecule: messenger RNA, 879 nt
Organism: Gracilinanus agilis (Agile Gracile Mouse Opossum)
Lineage: Eukaryota; Metazoa; Chordata; Mammalia; Didelphimorphia; Didelphidae
Product: secreted frizzled-related protein 5-like
Exons: 4
Coding region: 1-879 (292 amino acids)
Biological process (GO): negative regulation of canonical Wnt signaling pathway; non-canonical Wnt signaling pathway; canonical Wnt signaling pathway
Molecular function (GO): Wnt-protein binding
Source: RefSeq, a predicted model, not a curated record